This is a messenger RNA of Trichoderma atroviride IMI 206040, 1314 nucleotides long. The record is from RefSeq and is a predicted model, not a curated record. Lineage: Eukaryota; Fungi; Ascomycota; Sordariomycetes; Hypocreales; Hypocreaceae.
CUUAUUGCGAAGCUACCCCCAAGAACAGCCAUCGAGGCUUUGGUCAAUUUAUUCUUCGACGAAGUGAAUUCUCAUUACUUCAUUCUUGAGAGGUUUUAUUUCAAUCAACUAUUUUCACGAUGGCCUCCAAAAGAAGACAUAGAGCCGGUCAACUAUCUGGAUUCCGUACAGCUCUCAACGGAAUUACGAUACUUUCCCGCUUUGCUUUUCCAAGUCACUGCUCUAUCGCUGCAAUUUUUACCACCCGAUUGGAAUGGCCCGUCUGGUUCAUCAUAUGAACCUUCUACUUCACGCACGUAUAGUGAUCUUGGCGAUAGGCUGCUGUACCUUUUGGGGAGACCCGGGCUUGCCAUAACUGCAAUCCAAGCAGACUUUCUCAGAUCAUCGUGGUUGAAGAACUGUGGGCAAGCUGUUGAAGCUUGGCAUACUGUUGGAUAUGCCACUAGUAGACUUGCCCAGGAACUAGGAUUGCAUAGACAGAAAGAAGUAUAUCAGUCAAGCAAGACCCAUCUUGACGAAACGCUGAAUCUGUUUUGGUACGAGCAAAUCAAGAAACGCUUAUGGAUCAAUCUCUUUGUAUGGGAUGGAUACGUGGCUAUGAUUCUGGGCCGCCCUCGAACGAUCCAUAUGGAUGACUGUGAUGCAAAGCCCCCCAUGGAUUGCAGCAUACCCGAAGAUCCCUCUACGGCUGUACCAAUGACAGUGCGCCUCGAUGAUAGUCCCAACAUCUCAACAGCUUCAGCGCCUCUUUUUCGUUAUGCGCUUGCCUGUAAAGUACAUGAGAUGCGGGCUCUCAAGGCUGAUCGUCCUCGCCCAAAAGACUAUUCGGUUGUCCACACGCUCCAUGAAGACAUAAUAUCGCUAGUAGAGACGUUGCCUGCAUAUCUGAGGCAGAAGAACCCAGACACUGCCUGGGACCUGGAUCAUCCGUAUCUGCCGCAGCUUCGUGAAGAAUUACAAGUCAUGGCAAAUUUAUUUCUCAUGACUUUGCAUCGACCACACAUCAUAUCCAACAUGGAGAGUCGAAAAGCCGCUUUGCAAGUCUCACUUGAGACGCUUGAUUGCCAGCUAAUUUCUUUUACACAAGCCAAACAACAUCAAUAUCAUCUAUUUGGACUGGCAUUCUACACCAUCGAGGCUUCGCUCCUUAUCUCCAUUAUCACAAUCUUAUUCCCACCACAGAACCAUGAGACCAAACAAAAGAUCAGCAAUAGUCUUCACCAAGCAGUUGAGAGCCUUUUCGAAAUGAAGCCUUUCAAUCCAAUAGCUGCGUCGGGCUAUGAUAUCGUCCGGCGCUGUUGUCAGAGAAUUAAG